AUGGCAACGCGCAGCGCAUCCGCGUCGAAAAUCCCGCGCCUGCUGCGCUCAAGCAUCUGGCAGAGCUCAAUGCCGCGAGGCCAGGUGCGAGGGUCUCCAGCUUCUCCCGCGCUUGUCCCACAGUCGCGCAAAUGCAGCUCCGCCGCCUGGGCUGGCCACCUGCACCACGGAUACCGGGGACGCACGCUCCGUCUGAGUUGCGCCACGCUGCGUCAAGCACGAGGGGGCCGGGAGUGGCUCUCCACAACACCGCGGCGGGCGUUUUCGGCGACAGCUGCUCUGCCCAAGGAUCACCACUUCGACACGCUCAAGUUCGUGCAACGGCUGAAGGACGAGGGCCUGACGGAGGAACAGGCGGUGGCCAUGAUGAAAGUCCUGAGCGACGUGAUUGAGGAGAGCAUACAAAAUCUUACGCGGACCAUGGUGCUCCGCGAGGACCAGGAGCGGGCCACAUACACGCAGAAAGUCGACUUUGCGAAGUUGCGUUCCGAGCUGUUGACGGCCGACUCGACCGAGAUGUCCUUGACGCGCGCGUCGCACGAACGACUCACCAACGAGAUUGCCAAGCUGAACAGCAGGUUGCGGGACGAGAUACAACGCACGCAAGCCAGUGUCCGAUUGGACCUGAACCUCGAGAAAGGCCGCAUCAGGGAGGAGGCCAACGUGCAGGAACUCAAGCUCAAGGAGACCGAGACCAGGAUCGAGCAGGAGACGGCGGUGCUCAGGGAGAAGCUCGAAGCCGUCAAGUUCACGACUUUGCAGUGGUUGAUGGGCGUGUGCACGGGUACGGCAGCGUUGAUUCUCGGUGCCUGGAGAUUGCUCAUGUGA
This is a messenger RNA of Diplodia corticola, 828 nucleotides long. RefSeq lists its product as uncharacterized. The record is from RefSeq and is a predicted model, not a curated record. Lineage: Eukaryota; Fungi; Ascomycota; Dothideomycetes; Botryosphaeriales; Botryosphaeriaceae. The transcript is spliced from 3 exons. Gene Ontology annotation, cellular component: mitochondrion. The coding region runs from base 1 to 828 and encodes 275 amino acids.